AUGGAGACCCAUCAUCCUGGAGCCUUCAUGUUGCCUCCUUAUUCUGAAAUUAAAGCUCCUGCUGGUUGCCAGUUUUCUGCCCACACAACUUUUCACAAGCUGAGUAGCACUGUCCUGGGAUGCCACCUCCCUUCCGGCACCCCACAUGGCAUCUCAGACAUUCUCAGCCGGCCACUGCCAACUCCACUAGGCAGCAUGUUGCAAACCUAUCCUACAGUGCCAGAAUAUGGAAGAGCAUCAGCUACCGGUGGCUGUUUUGCCGAGCAAGGGAGCAUUAUGACCAAAAGUGGAAGCCCCUAUAGCAAUCAGAACCAAGGCAACUGGACGGACAUUGGGCAGGAAUGGAGAACAAGCAACAGGACACUCAGCAAUGGACCCACAGGAAGCAUGGAUAUGUCCACAAGGAAAAAACACACCCGUCCUACUUUCACAGGCCACCAGAUCUUUGCUUUGGAGAAGACCUUUGAGCAAACAAAGUAUCUUGCAGGGCCAGAAAGGGCAAGACUGGCCUUUAGCCUUGGCAUGAGUGAGUCCCAAGUCAAGGUCUGGUUUCAAAACCGCCGCACUAAGUGGCGUAAGAAAAGCACUGUUGACCCCUCAUGCCCACCUUCCCUUGGUUCUCGGGCCCACGGGGACCUAACACCUUCUGAGAAUGAGGAUGAUGAGUAUACCAAACCCUUAGACCCUGACUCCGAUGAUGAGAAGAUCCGUCUGCUACUGAGGAAACACCGGGCAGCAUUCUCAGUCCUUAGUCUGGCCCCUCACAACCUGUGA
This is a messenger RNA of Bufo bufo (common toad), 774 nucleotides long. RefSeq names its product NK6 homeobox 3 (gene NKX6-3). Gene Ontology annotation, cellular component: nucleus. Lineage: Eukaryota; Metazoa; Chordata; Amphibia; Anura; Bufonidae. The record is from RefSeq and is a predicted model, not a curated record. Gene Ontology annotation, biological process: regulation of transcription by RNA polymerase II; cell differentiation. Gene Ontology annotation, molecular function: RNA polymerase II cis-regulatory region sequence-specific DNA binding; DNA-binding transcription factor activity, RNA polymerase II-specific. Bases 1 to 774 code for a protein of 257 amino acids. The transcript has 3 exons.